Messenger RNA from Salpingoeca rosetta, 417 nucleotides. Its product is annotated as ADP-ribosylation factor 1. Bases 1 to 417 code for a protein of 138 amino acids. Gene Ontology annotation, cellular component: cytoplasm. The record is from RefSeq and is a predicted model, not a curated record. Lineage: Eukaryota; Choanoflagellata; Craspedida; Salpingoecidae. Gene Ontology annotation, molecular function: GTP binding; GTPase activity. Gene Ontology annotation, biological process: vesicle-mediated transport; intracellular protein transport. The transcript is spliced from 3 exons.
AUGGGUGGCAUUGCAGCCAAGCUCGGGUAUACACAGCCAGAGGUGAAGGUGGUCAUGCUGGGGCUGGAUGCAGCGGGAAAGACAUCGCUGCUGUAUCGCAUGAAGCUGAAUGAGAACGUCACACCCAUCCCCACAAUCGGCUUCAACGUCGAAUCCAUUCCAAACGACACUGUCGAGCUCACUCUCUGGGAUGUCGGCCUUCGAUCAGCGGCGCGGAAGAUGGCCCACCUGUACAUAGCGACGACGGAUGCGUUGGUGUUUGUGGUGGACGCGACAGACCGCGAGCGACUUGAUGAGGCCGUGGAGAUGCUGGUGGAUGAGACCAUCAUGCCCUCCACGGCGACGACACAGGACAGCAUGAAGCGAGCACUGGACUGGAUCACAAGCACCGUCACCACCACCCGUGGCAAAGGGUGA